AUGAACAACGACACUCAUAAUCAAGUCCCGGUACACCCACCGCCGUACUCGGAAGCCCAGCCACGGCGUCGAGAAGAGUGGGAGGAUUGGGAGGACGACGAGCCUAUCACGCCCAUCGACGCUGGGGAGCAAGUCUCUCCAGCUCCGCUGAAUGUGUCCACUCGAAACUCCAAACCCUCAACGCGACGUGCAUCAAGAGCCUCUGCUGCAAGAAUUGUCCGAGUCAAAUCACGCCAGAGACAGAAGGUCCAGAAUGCCAAGGCAGGCAUCAAGCUUAUCACAGACAUGUCAACAUUUCGCCGCCAGAACUACAUGCCAACCCCGGCAGGACGAGCUGGGAAAUUUGUAGACGCUGCUGCUCUCAAGGCAUUGGAGGGAGAACCAACGUCGGCUUCAGUAGGAAAUUGGAAUUGGUUCAAGAAGAGCAAGGACCAAAGCCCAGCAACUGCUUCGCCGCUGUCAUCAGCCCAGCCAGCUCAAUCAGCACGUACACCAGACAACAAGCUCUCGCCAGAUGACAGACCCAUCGUCAUUGGUCUGGCUCUCUCAUCUGAGGAAGCGGGCAGCUCUUCCCGGUAUGGCGCCGCUCCAACACCCAUUGAAACUCCAGCACAACCCUAUUUGCCUCGAAACCCUUCUUCUUCUUCAAACCUGUCUCCAUUUCCAGUUCAGCAGAAGUCAGUGUGGUCACCUGAUACACCCGACACCGUUUCCUCAUUCAGCACCAUUCGAUACGCCUCAAGUAUCUAUUCACAGUUUCCAUCUCCCGGCACGACAACGGCUGUCAAUGUUCCACCCGUGCCUGCGGUUCCAGCAAACUUCAAGAAGUCAGCUCAUCAGAGGCUCAUCAGCUUGGAACUCGGAGGCAGAACCCCCGAUGACUCUGAUGGCGGUACGCCAUGCACACUGUUUGAAGAAGACGGCACCUCGAGCCCACACAAGCAAGCAAGGGGAAAGACAUCAGCACUGACGCCCGAUAGUGCUGCAUCCAAGUCCCGUGGCUGGUGGGAUCAUCAUGUUGUCACACCUUUUAUGGAGAACAGACUGACAUUCACUACCAGUCCAAAGGUGUAUACUGACUCACCAAAGACUAUCCGAGGGGAUGAAUGGUGGAACAAGCAGGAGACCAAGCCUCCUCAAGGGGGGUAUCUUACACCGAGCUUGGCUCCUGGCUCAUUUCAAACACCAAUUGUCAAAGAACCGACGCCACGUAGGACACCAUCUCCCCGUUUUGAGCACACCCAAGAGAGCGAAUCUGGGCCUUCAACUGCAAGGGCAUCCCCCGUUCCUGAAACCAUAUCCAUUUCAGAAAAACCACAAAUACUUGUGACCGAGGAAGAAGAAAGUACCGGGGAACAGUUGCCUGCAUACUCGCCUCCCGAAAAGAAGAGUCAGGCUGCUCCAGUAAGGUAUAGGGCUGUUUUCCCGCCUGGACACCCACUUCAAAGCCAGUUCCCCCCCUCGCCCGGUCCUGUAUCUCCUGGUCUCUCCUCUACCAUGUCAUCGCAGCGAGCUGAGCAACUGACUGAUAUUCCACUUACUCCGGCCCCGCGAGACAACCUGCCUCUCCCUCAAAUGCCUCUCCCAACACGACCGCUGGGAACAUCUGCACCCCGCGAAUACUCCCAUGGCGAAGCCGAACACGCCACCAAACAGGAGCGUCAGAGAAGACGAAACGAAAAGGAAGAGGCUGUUGCUCGGCGCCUAGGUGGCUUCUGGAGAGGUCGAGGAUGUAUUCCAGACAGGGGUUGCUUUGGCCGGACUGGACGCGAGGGUCGACAGCGACGCCGUGUCUGGAUGAUUAUUCUAGGAGUUCUUCUUGCCGUUAUCAUUCUUUCGAUCACCUUAGGCGUUGUUCUGACACGCCCCAAGCAUUCAGAGGAAGUGCCAUCAAUCUGGGUCAACUUGACGGAUUUCCCACCCAUGCCAACCGGAGACUUGACAAUCGUUGGACCGGACAAUACUGUCGCAAAGAGUGGCUGCACUGAGCCAUCCACCUUGUGGAGUUGUUCUCUACCAAAAGAACAGCAUGACUCGGUGAAGCCUUACAAGCCUGACCAGCCAACCAUUAUCCUGCAGAUCCAGUGGGACAACAGCACCCGCAACGAUUGGAAAACCCCCAACGAGGAUCCCCCUUCGUUGAAGGGGCGUCGAGGUAUGGGCGGCGCCGCAUAUGCGGGAGACACUAUCCGGGCACGGGAGGCGCCCGGCUUUGAGCCCAGUCCCAGCCCACCCAAAUUCCAAGAGAUGUGGUUUCUGGGAAAUACAACCGACAAUAUCAAAUCCGAUAAAAAGGGCGGCGAGGCGACUCCAUUCUACAUCAGUCUGGUUGAUUCUGUCGAGGAGAGUAGCCGCAAAGAGCUGACCAAAAGGCAAGAAUUGGACGUGAAUGUUAGCCUUGCUGAAGUGCUCCCAUCCCCUGAUCUCAACGAGAAUGGCGCAUCCAAACCAGCUGUCCUGCUCCCGCAGCCGGUACAGCAACCAGUGAGACUCUACGACCGCGGGCUUCCGACCGAGCACUAUGGCUUUUACACCUACUUCAGACGAACCAUCUUCCUUAAGUCGGUAACAGUUCUUAAUGAUACCAAGGAUGGAGACAUUCCCCUGGACGAGGACGGCGGCUGUCGGGAGACAGAGGCUGAUUUCAUCGCGACUUGGAGCGAGACACGUUUUCUCGUUCAAAUCUGGACACGGACACUGGCUGCCAACACAUCGAAGCUGAUCGAUCCUACUGGGCAAGGCGCCAUCGACGGAUCACCAGAUCUGAUUCGGCCAGGAACAAUGCCGUACCCGGUGACGGUGACGAUGGAUACACAUGGAGGAGACCCAGGGAAAAAGUUUGUCUGGGCCUGGCCUAUCGAUGAUAGACAGAAGAUUGAUGAAGAGAACCCCAAGCUACUAGCCAACGACAUAGGAGCUGGUGGCACGUGGAUUAACAAAAGGUCUCGAGGAGACGAAAAAUUUGGCGGAUUCGACGGCGGGACCGGAGGAUGUAAAUGCCAAUGGGUGAAUUGGGUGUCGAGGUGA
This is a messenger RNA of Fusarium fujikuroi IMI 58289, 3027 nucleotides long. RefSeq lists its product as uncharacterized. The transcript has a single exon. The coding region runs from base 1 to 3027 and encodes 1008 amino acids. The record is from RefSeq and is a predicted model, not a curated record. Lineage: Eukaryota; Fungi; Ascomycota; Sordariomycetes; Hypocreales; Nectriaceae.